Messenger RNA from Pocillopora damicornis (cauliflower coral), 1720 nucleotides. RefSeq lists its product as uncharacterized. NCBI's taxonomy places the organism in Eukaryota, Metazoa, Cnidaria, Anthozoa, Scleractinia, Pocilloporidae. Gene Ontology annotation, cellular component: cytosol. The record is from RefSeq and is a predicted model, not a curated record. Gene Ontology annotation, molecular function: heme binding; peroxidase activity.
AUGGGAGUACGCUUGAUAUCUCAGUUAUAUCAUGAACUUAGUAAUCGAUUUACUUUUCCUAUGCAGGAAACAAGUUAUCAAAAUGAGUUUGCAGGCUCUUUUUGAGGACAAACUCCUCCACAAGGCGCAGCGUGGCUUGUUUAUCAGCAAACCAAAGUACGGAAUCUUCGUCACUGCCUUCUACAAGGAAGAUCUUCCUGUAAAUAUCUUCACUAUUCGGGACCAAAUUUUGGAUGCUGUACGUGACGUCGUCAACUACGCUCUAGAAUUGGAGAAAGCUAAAGGAAACGAGUCAUUUACCAGGGCAAAUGUGGCAUUUGACCCAGACCAGUGGAGUGAAUGGUAUAAAGAUGACCCCAAACUGGCGAAUCUUGAUAACCGUCCCCCGGGUAAGAAGCUCGUCCGUGACUCGCAAAAAUUCCUGGACACCGAAGGAGAUGUCUUCUUUUUGCUUAAAUCAAACUUUGUCGGGGAAGUGGAGAAAAUUCUUCAGCGUGUUGAGAAAAAUAUGAAACCUUUUUGCGACAAGUUGGAUGUGACCCACUCUAAGCCCCCGAGUAAGCGGAUCAUUCAAAAUUCCUUUAUUGAUGGAGUAGCAAAUCCUUGUGACGCAGAGAGCAUCAAGAAUUACAUUGUCAAGAAUGAAGGAGCGUUAUCAGGUUACCCUGGAUCAUGCUACCUUCUGGCACAGAAGUUUGAGUUCAACUGGACGGUCCUCGGAAAUAUGGACAAGAUUCAAAGAGGGGACAUGAUCGGGAGGAAAACUGGCACAGACACAAUCAUUCCCCACACGGACAAACGUGCUCACAUCUCACGCGCGCAUAUAGAACUCGACGUUCCACCAGUGAAUGGUCUUUUGAGGCAUAAGCGCGUUUUCCGGGUUUCAAUGCCUUACGGUCGAGCAGACCAACCAAGCCAAGAAGAAGGGUUGAUGUACAUGCACUGGUGCAACAAUACUGAGGUUUUCAAGACCAUUCUGGCAAAUAUCGCUGGUAAUGACAAGCAUUCUAAACUUGGUGACGUAACCGUCGAUAGCUUGAUCAGCGCCGUCCGCCCAGUACAAGGAACCUUCUAUUAUGUGCCGAGUGCAGAAGAGUUGAACUGGUUAGCAGAACAAGUCUCAACAGUUGUGAAUAAAGUGUCCCGCCCCAGUCCGGAAGCUCAUCAACCCCUAGUCGAGUUGAUUGACAGCCUAAAAAAAAAGUACUCGGUGCCUGGGGCACCAUGGGAUGUACUGCUGCCCACAGGAUCAGGGACAUUUGAAGGAUACGUUGGCUGGGGAGCAGGAUGUGGGGCUUCUGCUGAUGGCCGGCGAUCAGGCUCACCCAUAGCCUCCGAUCUCAGUGCUGCUCCCACGCCUCUGGAUAAGCCUCCAGUACCAAAGAGCUUUGGUAUCUACAAAUCACUGAAAAGCUGGGAUAUGCUCUCUAUAAACGUUGGCUUCGCAAACGGUGCAGAAAUCGAUUUGAAGAUUAUGGAAGACUUUAAAGAGAGUGACCUGGUUGAGUUCUUAAGGAAUUAUGCCGACCUAAAGGGUAUUGGAGGAAACAUUUUGACAGUGACCUGUGCCAAUCCUGAAACAUUCGCCAACGCCCAAAAUAACCCAGAGCAGUAUGAUCUCAUCCGCGUUCGUACAGGGGGCUGGAGCGAGUUUUACACUACUUUCUUCACCGCUCAUCAGAAACAUCAGGAGCGGAGAAUGUAUUACCAUUCUACAUAA